CUCGCACCCAAGGAUGCAUGCAGUCGUUCUUUGCUUUGCCUGCCUGCCGUAUGAUACAAAACUGUCCACCAUACUACAUAGACCACGCCCUGAUCUCCGCCGCGUCCCCAUAAUAUUUCCCCCAACUUGCGCUGCAGCAGCAAGCAAGCAGCCAUAAACUUUUCUCCAUGACGCCGAGCGGAAAGCCUGCCGCAACCGCCGCCACCGCAACCACCACCACCACACCCACCCCCGCUGCCGCCGCAAUGCCUCCUCCACACAUAACUACGUCCACCGCCGCGAAGGGGAUUCCCGGAUCCGCCACGUCAACGGCAAAUGCUAGCGAGAACCAGAGCGCCGAUGAACUCGUGCUCGAGAAUAGGGCUGAGGAGAGCCGUAGUCCUUAUGUUCGAGCGCACGCCGGAAACCCGGUCCACUGGCAGCUGUGGUCGCCCGAGACGCUGGCGCUGGCAAAGAAACACAACCGCGUGCUGUUCGUGAGCAUUGGUUAUUCGGCGUGUCACUGGUGCCAUGUCAUGGAACGCGAGAGCUUCGAGAACGAAGAUAUCGCGAAGCUCUUGAACGAGAACUUUGUGCCUAUAAAAAUCGAUAGGGAGGAGCGGCCUGAUAUCGACCGGAUAUACAUGAACUUUGUCGAGGCGACUACAGGUUCGGGUGGCUGGCCUCUAAACGUGUUCCUGACCCCCGAUCUCAAGCCCGUGUUCGGCGGUACCUACUGGCCCGGGCCAAACUCAAGCAAAGGCCAGAUUGGAUUCGAGGAGGUCCUGGAGAAGAUCGUCCAGACAUGGAAGGAGCAGCCCACAAAGUUCUUGGCCUCGGCGGAGGAAAUAUUACAGCGCCUUAAAGAAUUCACGGACGAGGGAUUGAAGGGUGCCGGCGAGGGGUCGGAGGAAACGCUCGAGCUCGAUCUGCUCGAAGAGGCUUAUCAGCAGUUCAAUACCAGAUAUGACCCGGUGCAUGGCGGGUUUGGACUUCCUCCCAAGUUUCCGGUGCCCGUCAAGUUGGCAUUCUUGCUGCGGCUGGGUGCAUUCCCAACGCUGAUCAAGGAUAUCAUCGGUGAGCGAGAGUGCGAGAAUGCAAAACAGAUGGUCGUCACAACGCUGAAGAAUAUGGCCCUUGGUGGCAUUCACGAUCAGAUCGGACACGGGUUCGCUCGCUACUCCGUCACUGCCGACUGGAGCCUGCCUCAUUUCGAGAAGAUGCUCUACGACAAUGCUCAACUGUUGGGCGUAUAUCUCGACGCCUGGCUGGUCACCGAUGACGAGCUGCUGUUGGAAACUGCGAUCCAAACCGCUGACUAUCUGUGCGACGGCGCACUGUCAAACCCUGCGGGGGCAUUCUUCUCGUCCGAAGGCGCGGACUCGCUAUACCGGAGUACAGAUACAGAAAAGCGAGAGGGUGCAUUUUACGUCUGGACGAGGCGAGAGUUCGAUGUGAUCCUCGAUGCUCAAGAGUCGUCCGUUUGCGCUCGGUACUGGAGUGUCCACCGAGGUGGAAACGUCGAUCCGGAAGAUGACGCCCACGACGAAUUCAUCCACCAAAAUGUGCUAGCCGUGGUCACGACAAUCGAACAGCUCAGCCAAACCUUUGGGCUGGAGGUGGACCAGAUCGAGGCCAUCAUCAAGGCCGGACGAAAGAAGCUCCUCGAGCACAGAAACAAGGAGCGACCACGGCCCAACCUGGAUGACAAGAUCGUAACCAGCUGGAACGGAUUGGCCAUCGCCUCGCUUUCUAGGGCUGCGGCGAUUCUCGGGGCAUCCCAUCCGAAUGAGACAAGGAGGUGGCUGGAAUACGCCGAGAAAGCGGCCGCAUUCAUCAAGACGAACCUGUACGACGAGGAAACGGGCCUCCUGAAGCGUGUUUUCCGCGAGGGACCAGGCGACACGCCGGGUUUUGCGGAUGACUACGCAUACUUGGUUUACGGCCUGAUUUCGCUGUACGAGGCGACAUUUGAUGCGAGCUACUUGAAGUGGGCCAAUGAUCUCCAGAAGACCCAGCUCGAUAUCUUCUGGGACAAGGAGAACGGCGGAUUCUUCGCCACGGCAGAAAUCAACGACGGCCUGAUCCUCCGUCUCAAGGAUGGUCUCGACUCCCAGGAACCCUCCACCAACGGCGUCUCAGCAAACAACCUCUUCCGCCUCGGCUCCAUUCUGAACAUCCCAUCGUACGCCGACCACGCACGAAAAACGUGCACCGCCUUCUCCGCCGAGAUCCUCGAGCACCCGUCCAUGUUCUCGUCUCUGAUGGCGUCGAUCGUCGCGUCGAACCUGGGCAUGCGCUCUAUCGUCCUCGCGGACACACACGAAGACGGCACGGAAAUCAGGGAGCAGCUGGCCAAGAUCCGCUCCCGCCUGCUGACAAACACCACGGUCGUCCGGUUGCAUCCGGGGCUCGAGAAGGAGCCCAGCGGAAAGUGGCUACUCGAUAGGAAUCCACUGUACAGAGCUACGCUGGAAGGAUUGGCCGCAAAGAAGAAGAACAGCGCCGGAUCGUGCGUCCAGGUCUGUGAGGGCGGGAAGUGUCUCGCCACGUUCGAUAUGAGUGGCCUGGAUCGGGCGCUCGAGGACCUGGGUUAGAUAUGUAGGCGUAUAAGAAGUAUGUACGCGGACUUUGUACGUUUUUAUUUUAUUUUAUUUUAUAAGUUAUGUUAGGUAUGUAGGUCUAGAAGUGGUGGUGAAAAACGCGAUUAUGGAUUGAAUGGUGUGUACGUACGUCGAUGUACUCCUUAUUGUGUUUCGGGCUGGUGGUACUGUAAGUACGUACGACUACCGCGAGAAUAUAUCGCUCGAGCUCGAUAAAGACUUGUCAC
This is a messenger RNA of Tricharina praecox, 2809 nucleotides long. RefSeq lists its product as uncharacterized. The record is from RefSeq and is a predicted model, not a curated record. Lineage: Eukaryota; Fungi; Ascomycota; Pezizomycetes; Pezizales; Pyronemataceae. Bases 168 to 2576 code for a protein of 802 amino acids. Gene Ontology annotation, biological process: carbohydrate metabolic process. The transcript has 11 exons.